Molecule: messenger RNA, 6408 nt
Organism: Stomoxys calcitrans (stable fly)
Lineage: Eukaryota; Metazoa; Arthropoda; Insecta; Diptera; Muscidae
Exons: 7
Coding region: 316-6255 (1979 amino acids)
Source: RefSeq, a predicted model, not a curated record
UGAAAAUAAAACACAGGAAAAAUGUUCGCUGAGUGAAGAAGUAAUUGCGACAGAAAAUUUAGAAAUUCCUAAUUAAAUUGAAGUUAUUAAGAGGAUCGAACCAAAUUUAUUCACUCUCAAACAUUUUGACGGAUAUUAGUGUAGGAAAAAACAAGAAAUAGAGGACAAUAAGGCACUCGAGAAAUUUCAUCUACUCGAUAAGAAAAAGGCGCCACCACCACCAUUUACGGGAACGGUAAUAAUAAGUUAAACAGCCAAAUAGGACAAGUAAAGGAUCUGUGAAAGCUAAACGUUUAGCUAUUAGUAUUUGCAGAAAUGCCUCGUAUGUUUGCCAAUGAAUUUGUGUACUCUUCAACCUCCGAUGAUCGUUACAAUGAGUUUAUGGCCAAUGCAUCAUCGCCCCCAUUGCCACAGUAUGUAGCACAGGGGCAACAUGGUCAACAGCAUCAACAUCACAAUCAACUUCCAUCUUCAGCUUUAACCUCUUCAACUUCUAUGCAUGAAGCUAGAAAUUCCAAAUCCAGAUCUCGCAGUCCACCACAGCCGCAUGUACAGGCAUCUAACCAAUCCAGUGAUGAAGCGCAAAAUGCUAGUCCAGAAAUACAGCAGCAUAUUCACACAAUUUCUUCUAACGACAGUCUGGAGGAGGAGCAACAGCAGAGUUUUGAUGAAUAUCAGGCUAUGAAGGCGGGACCAGUAGCCAGUGUUAGUUCAAAUGAUGCCGAAGAUUUCGAAGGCUUUGAAGAUGACGUCACACCUUCGCAAUAUAAACGGAAUAUACUGGAUCACAAAAGAUUUCAUUUGAAACGUCAAUAUAAGAAAGAUUGUCUAGAGGAUUCAGAAGGUGCGGUGGAGGCAAUUGAAGUUGAGGAUGACGAUGAGGUUGUUGAAAGAAUCGAUGAUCAAAUUAUUUUAAGGCCAGGAAUGGAUAAGACACCUAUUAGAAAACAAAAUAAUGCUGUAUGUUAUCCUCACACACCGAAUAAACGUAAAAAACAACAGCGCGAACGAGGAGGUAUUGCAACAACACCACCGCAUAUAAAAACUCCACCUGAUCAAAUCUUCGAAAUUAAUUCCGAUUCGACUACAAUAUCUCAGAAGCAAAAACGCAAACUAAUCAAUGAAAAAUUCGAACCGUAUUUUAUUCUGAACGAACAUUACAAAAAUCUGGACAAUGUUGCAGCCGCAGCAGCUCCUAAUAAAUGCUCAACUGAGUCCACCAGUGAGUUCCCAGUCAGCUCGCCCUCAAAUCCACAACAACCACGCGGUAGUGGAAAAUACCCGCCAAGGCCGCCGCUACUCAAAAACACACUGCCAGGCGAUUCAUUUGAACGUCAAUUGGCCAUGAUAACAGCAUACAAUCCGCAAAUGACUUUGAUGGAGAAAAUCGAUGGCUGGCGUUGUGACGAUGAAUGCAGCGAUGUGGAAGAUGUCAGCUUAUUUGAUCAGGAAUUCAAGCGUUUUGAAAAACAAAGAAAAUCGGAGAUGGCAAAGCAAACCAAUUCAAAGGCCAUAGUGAACGAGAAAAAAUAUGAUUUUGACACAUUCAAGUGGAUGUUGGUGUAUAAUAUGAAUGUGCCGCAAAAAAAUAACAAGCGACAUGGUACAGCCGGUGCAGGAGGUUCGGCUGGUGGUUUCUCCUCAAUGGGGGCCCAGAAAGUUCAUGAAGAAACUUCGGAAACUAGCAGUGAUUCAAGUGAAAGUGUAAAGCACAUAGAUGAAAGGCCUUCAACCUCGGCUACAGCUCAACAACAAUUGCAGCAGAGACGUUGCAAACCACCCACCACAAAUAUGGAAUCGAGCGAUGUGAAGAAACGUUUUGUAAAAGAGACCAACACCAAGAGGAAUCAAAACUCCACUUCUCCCCCAGCUACGUCGUCUUCGGAAAAUGAGCAACGUUAUUUUUUUCAGAACUCCAAAAAAAUGCCUGGACCCCAUCGAAGAUUUCCUCCUACCGGUGGCGGAGGAAGAGAAAUACAAAUCCAUGAAAAAUUACUUUGUCCCAGCAGUUCUGAAGAGGCAAAUAGCCAGGAUGUACUUACACCUAUGCAAUUAAAAGUAAAUCCACCAAAUAAUUUGCGCCAGAAGGCAAUAGCAACAAGGGAUUCAAAAAACUUAUCAUGCCUGGCCAACACAAAAGAAAAUGAUUCGGGUUUUCGGUUACACCGUCUUAAUAGGGAAAUCGAUAAAAAAUCCUCCUCCUCAAUGGUGGAGCACAAGGAACCCAAGCCGAUUUCAAGAGACAAAUUGAUAGAUGAAAUUGACAAAAGCAUAGACUUGGAACAACAAAUAUCUUCAUCAACUCAACAAAUCGGUGUAAAUAAGCAACAGCGAGAACUAUUCAAAACUCCUACAGUGCCGCCAAAGUAUAUUCAUAAUUCAACAUUGGGCGAAACGACUAUAAACAAAACUACUACGCCAUCUGCUGCACCCAAAGGCGCUACCUCAACAACAUCACUCGAAUCUCAAACUAAAACUUCUGCUGCUGUUGCUGAAACUACCAAUAUUCCUGAAGCCACAUCCUCAAUGGUCGAUGUCAAAUUGGAAAAUGAAGACAAUGAUUAUGAUGGCGUCUACCAUCAACAACAUGAAUUUUGUAAUUAUUUGGGCUUAACAGGAAUGUCCACGGCUACCGCAAUGGCCAAUGCUGUGGCUGAAUUAGCUCAGUGUAAUUUAACACGACGUUCAAUGCGUGUGCUACGUCAACAACAACAAGAGCGAAAAGAAAAAUCUGCCAAAGAAGAACGUGAAAUGUGGGCCUUAAAAGAGAAACAAUUGAACGAGUUGAAGAAACACAAUCGUGGGCCUCGACUAGGUAGUUCGACCACAACGACAACGACAACAAUGACCGAUAAUAAUGAGCAACGGAGACGUGAGGAAAGAACAAAUUCUGAGCCUAUUUACUCUAUAUUAGCGCCAAAAGAAAAGAAAAUUAGCAACACUUCACAGAACUCGUCUAAGGCCGUAGUAAAGACGGAACAACCACAAAUAAAAAUUCUCUGUCAUAUCGCUGCCUCACCACCAGCAGACCACAAAGGCGGAGAAGACGAAGUCGAUAGUAUUCUCAAUAAAGAAUGUAUAAGAGAAGUAACUCCACCACCAACACCGCCACCUGUCAUGCCCCUAAGAGAGUCUUUAAUGCGUGGAGCUAAACGACAACAACAAAAGCAUAAUAAAGAAGGCAAAGAGAUUAAAAGUGAAUUUAAGACUGACUGUUAUCUAGCAUCCGAUGAAGAAAGAAAGGAUAGUUUGCCACAACUAGAAUCCUCCUCGCCAUCUAUAAGUGAAAGUCGUAAGAAAACAUUAAAAUCUCCUCGCUUAACAUCACAUAAAUCCACUAUCAAAGUAGCUGGACAAAGUACAAACCUUCAAGUAAAUGAUGAAAAUAAAGAACAAUCAACAGCAGCAGCAGCAACUACAACAAAACUUCUUAAAGGGCAAACUCAACUGCAAUCUCCGCCAAGGCAAAUGACAACACCCCAUACGCCUACAGUUUAUAAAACUCAAAUUCUGUGUGAUUCUCCAGCAACCAUAACUUCCCGAAAAUCGCACUUCAAGUCUAGUCUGUCUGUAAGCAAUGAAAUUGCCAACAACAAAGAACAACAAAUCGACAGUUCAAUGGAAAUAAAAGAUAUUUCUGGUGGCGAUGAAAAUCUGCAAGUAAACGACCGAGCUCUUACACCCACCUCUGCUGUCAUAAAGGAGAAAUUGCAAGCUGCCCUAGAGGAGUCACGCAAAACAAAGCCCAGUAUUUUUAUUGUACAAACAUUGGAAAGUACAACAGAGACUAAUAAAACACCAACGAAAACAGUAUCCUUAAAUGGGGGUUUCCUCGAUAAAGCAAAAUUAGAAACUAGAACAACAGCCACUAUAAAUAUACAAACAACACCAACAAGCACAAGGCAAAAGAAAUUGGUUGAAAACCUCAAUCUGCUGGAUAAGAAGAGAUUUGCCAAUAUAACCUCUAGAAUGGCCAAGGUUAUGGGUAAAAAGAAUGGAACAAAGAAUUUACUUAGGACUCGCCAUAAGAAACAUGCAUUGUCUUGUAGUUUAAGAAGUGCUCCCAAACGUGAACUUAGGGCACGAAAAAUAUUCCUUAUAAAAACCUCCUCCUCUGCCUCUAAAAAGGAAGGACAACUCAAGCAAACUACUAAAACUUCCAAAGAAUUGGAGGCAGUGCCAUCCAAGCCUAAUAAAAUAACAAAAUCCACCAAACCCAAAGAAAUAUCGAAUAAACCAAUCAGCGUUGGUGAAUCCAAGCCCCCCGAAGUCGUCAAUAACAACAACAACAACAAAAGUUAUCGUAAUGCUCAAACCGAGACUUGUGAUUUUGAAGUGUACAAUAUACGUAGGCGUACAAGGUUGAUGGCAAAAGCCUCGGCUUUGUUGCAACGCUCCAAGCGCCGCAUGUCUCUUGCCGGAGGUCCAGUAUUAAACUUUAGAUCAAAAAUGUUGCAAAAAUCCAAUGUUGGUCUUAAUACAAUGCAAAAAACGCAAAAACGACAGCCUAAGAUAUGGAUGAAAAGGGUAAAUGUCGAAGUUCAAACAAAAACUUCAUCUGCAUCAAGCACACCGCCUCAGCCGCAGCUGCUACAGGCGCAUACCCCCAAAAAAUAUGAUCAACAAAAUGAUGUUGUGGUAUUCAACAACAUACAGGUGAAACAAAAUUCUCCUUCCCCUUGCUGUAACCUGCAAGAAAGUGACAAUGUUGUGGUUUCUUCCACCACGAAUUGUUAUGAUGAAAGGCCCACACAAAGUCGCAUUCCCUCCUCCCCCAUUACUUUAAGAUCGGCACAUAGCACCGCCUCGUGUAUGGUAGUCUCAACGCCGCCGGAAACCAAAGACAAUUGGACUCAAAGUGAUGCCCCCACCAUUGACAAUGGAGCCAUACGAUUUCUCAAUCCCAUAUCAUCAACCCUACACAUGAUGCGCAAUCCCUUGAAUAGUGAUCAUGGUUUGGUGCAGUAUAUAUACUACGAAGUUGAUACACUCAUAGUGGUGCAAGAGCGUUUGAUAAGUUUUUGGAAAAGCUCAAGUUUGCUCAAUACCUUAUGGGCACAAGCAGCCUUAAAUGUUGGAUCCACACAGCAGCAAUCACAAAAAGCCUUAAACUCACUUCAAAGUAAAACAAACAACACAAUGUCACACAUGAUGCAGGACCAAAUACAAGUUCCUUUGGUGCGUAACAAUUUCAAAUCAAAGGUUUUUUCAUCUGCGGCGGUGUAUGGUGAAUGGUUGCCCUUGGGGGAGCUUAAACGUUUGCCAUAUGAUGAAGAAGUUCAGGCUCCCUAUGCCAAUCGAAUUUGUCUGCAUAAUUCUACUCCCAUUUAUGUUGAGAUGCGUGCUCGUCAAUUGCCUAAGAAUCAUCGUGAAUGUAAUCUCUUGUCAAUGUAUAUAAAUAUUUACUAUUUUCACGAUGAGGAUAUGAUAGCAAAAACAAAUUCUAUACCUUUGGAUACCAUACAAAGUGAACUUCAUUCUGUAAAUUAUACUACCCUUGUGGAUUCACGAUAUUUUAUAAUGACUUGGCCACAGGAAAAUCUUUUGGGCAAAACACGCUCGGGAUUAUGUAAAUAUUCGCUAACGCCCCAGUUGGAUACUUUGGCCAGCAUAAGGGAGUUUAAAAGUAUGCGUCACACCAUACGUUACCUUGAGUGCAUGAGUGAUGACAAAUUAAUCGGUUUUGGCGAUAGCCAAGUUACCGUUUGGGAUCAUCGCAGCGGUGAUGUUAUAAUGAACUAUGAUCUCGGUAUACCAUUGGGUAAAAAUCUCGGUUCUGUGUAUUAUCCCAGACAGGAAAUGGACCAAAAUAACAUGAUCAUCUUGUUUCAAUGUCGUGAUUUUAAAACUGAUGUGGUCGAUGAACCGCCCGAACUGUUAACACUUGCCUGUACCAUAGACCACACACAGACAUCAUAUCGUAUUUUGCGACAACAACUAUUGCCAGCCUCCUUUAAGAUAAUCAAAAGGGCCAUUAAUACCGGUGAACAUUUAGUGAUAACCAAUGCAAAUGAUGAAGAAAUUUGGAUUAGUUGUAAUAAUCCGGCAUUGAUGGUAUAUAUGCCAAAACAGCAGCAAGGGCGGCUACAGCAACAUCAAGAACAACUGCUACAACAGCAACAAGAGCGAUUUUAUAGCCGCUCAAAACCUCAUUUAGUCGAGCUUACUGGGCAAACCUUAAAUUUCGAUACAUUGGCAAAUUAUGUUCUAAAAUUAGCCGCUGGUAAGGCCUUACUGCAGAACAACAUUAUCUAAAUACCCAUUAAUUGUUUGUUUCAUUUAAUUCUUUUUAACUUAUCGAUGUAAUUAGUUAUUAAGUGCCCGUGUGUAUAGGUCUCGCCUGAUUUGUUUAGCAGUAAUUAGUGCAACGCAUCGCAUCGCGUCGCGUCGAAGUUUUUAAUUUUUCAA